Messenger RNA from Trichomycterus rosablanca, 3771 nucleotides. RefSeq names its product argonaute RISC catalytic component 2 (gene ago2). The record is from RefSeq and is a predicted model, not a curated record. Bases 16 to 2496 code for a protein of 826 amino acids. Lineage: Eukaryota; Metazoa; Chordata; Actinopteri; Siluriformes; Trichomycteridae. Gene Ontology annotation, molecular function: protein binding; endoribonuclease activity, cleaving siRNA-paired mRNA; single-stranded RNA binding. The transcript has 18 exons. Gene Ontology annotation, cellular component: RISC complex. Gene Ontology annotation, biological process: regulatory ncRNA-mediated post-transcriptional gene silencing; regulation of DNA-templated transcription.
CCAGACUUUGGCACCAUGGGCAGGACAAUCAAACUGCAGGCCAACUUCUUUGAGAUGGAGAUCCCCAAACUGGAGGUGUAUCAUUAUGACAUCGACAUCAAGCCUGAGAAAUGCCCACGCAGGGUCAACCGAGAAAUUGUCGAGCACAUGGUCCAGCACUUUAAAACACAGAUUUUUGGUGACCGAAAGCCUGUGUAUGAUGGACGAAAGAAUUUAUACACAGCAAUGCCUUUACCCAUAGGUAGAGACAAGGUGGAGUUAGAGGUGACUAUUCCUGGAGAAGGCAAGGAUAGGAGCUUUAAAGUGGCCAUAAAGUGGGUUUCCUGUGUAAGUCUGCAAGCUCUUCAUGAAGCACUGACUGGACGGCUGCCAAGCAUUCCUUUUGAGACCAUUCAAGCUCUAGAUGUGAUCAUGAGACAUUUGCCCUCUAUGAGGUACACACCCGUUGGACGCUCAUUCUUUACACCUUCAGAAGGCUGCUCCAAUCCACUUGGUGGUGGUAGGGAAGUCUGGUUUGGAUUCCACCAGUCUGUUCGACCAUCUCUUUGGAAAAUGAUGCUAAACAUUGAUGUGUCUGCUACUGCAUUUUACAAAGCCCAGCCAGUAAUUGAGUUUAUGUGUGAGGUUUUGGAUUUUAAAAGCAUUGAAGAACAACAGAAGCCCUUGACAGAUUCUCAGAGAGUCAAAUUUACAAAGGAGAUCAAGGGUCUAAAGGUGGAGAUCACACACUGUGGACAAAUGAAGAGGAAAUACAGAGUUUGUAAUGUGACCAGGAGACCGGCCAGUCACCAGACGUUUCCUCUGCAGCAAGAGAAUGGACAGACAAUCGAAUGCACUGUGGCACAGUACUUUAAAGACAAAUACAAACUGAUACUUCGGUAUCCUCACCUACCAUGUUUACAAGUUGGACAAGAACAAAAGCAUACUUACCUUCCUCUUGAGGUUUGUAACAUAGUGGCUGGGCAGCGAUGCAUUAAGAAACUGACAGACAAUCAGACGUCCACUAUGAUUCGUGCCACAGCCCGAUCUGCACCUGAUCGUCAAGAUGAAAUCAGCAAACUGAUGAGAAGUGCCAACUUUAAUAGUGAUCCUUAUGUACGCGAGUUUGGGGUGAUGGUAAGAGAUGAGAUGACUGAAGUGAAUGGCCGAGUCCUUCAAGCACCGUCAAUUCUUUAUGGAGGAAGGAACAAGGCAAUAGCGACUCCAAUCCAGGGUGUAUGGGACAUGAGAAACAAGCAGUUCCAUACAGGAAUAGAGAUCAAAGUGUGGGCCAUCGCCUGCUUUGCUCCACAAAGGCAAUGCACUGAGCUUUUACUAAAAGCAUUUACAGACCAACUGCGCAAAAUCUCUCGUGACGCGGGUAUGCCCAUUCAGGGUCAGCCCUGCUUUUGUAAGUAUGCUCAGGGAGCUGACAGUGUGGAACCCAUGUUCAAGCACCUGAAGUACACCUACCAAGGCCUGCAGCUUGUUGUAGUCAUAUUGCCAGGCAAGACUCCUGUCUAUGCGGAGGUUAAGCGUGUUGGAGACACAGUUUUAGGAAUGGCCACGCAGUGUGUCCAAGUCAAAAACGUGCAAAAGACCACUCCUCAAACCCUCUCUAACCUCUGCCUAAAAAUUAAUGUUAAGCUUGGUGGGGUCAAUAACAUUCUGCUCCCACAGGGAAGGCCCUUGGUGUUCCAGCAGCCUGUAAUCUUUCUGGGUGCAGAUGUGACUCAUCCUCCUGCAGGAGAUGGGAAAAAGCCCUCUAUUGCUGCAGUGGUUGGGAGCAUGGAUGCCCACCCCAGUCGAUACUGUGCAACAGUGCGUGUACAACAGCACCGCCAGGAUAUCAUUCAGGACUUGGCUGCGAUGGUGAGAGAACUGCUAAUUCAGUUCUACAAGUCUACACGUUUUAAACCCACGCGGAUCAUCUACUAUAGAGAUGGCAUCUCAGAAGGUCAAUUCAACCAGGUUUUGCAACAUGAGUUACUAGCAAUCCGUGAGGCGUGUAUAAAGCUGGAGAAGGACUACCAGCCAGGCAUCACUUUUGUAGUGGUCCAGAAGAGACACCACACCAGGCUUUUCUGUGUAGACAGGAAUGAGAGGGUUGGAAAAAGUGGAAACAUCCCUGCUGGCACUACAGUUGACACAAAGAUUACUCAUCCAUCAGAGUUUGACUUUUACCUUUGCAGCCAUGCUGGUAUUCAGGGGACAAGCAGGCCAUCUCACUAUCAUGUGUUGUGGGAUGACAACCACUUUACGUCUGAUGAGCUGCAGGUGCUCACAUACCAGCUGUGUCACACCUAUGUGCGCUGCACCCGCUCUGUGUCCAUUCCUGCACCAGCUUAUUAUGCUCAUCUAGUGGCAUUCCGCGCCCGUUACCACUUGGUAGACAAGGAGCAUGACAGUGCUGAAGGCAGCCAUACAUCAGGCCAAAGUAAUGGUCGAGACCAACAGGCCCUGGCCAAAGCUGUGCAGAUUCACCAGGACACGCUACGCACCAUGUACUUCGCCUAAACCUCUCCAGAGUUGCAUCCUAUAUCCUCAAACACCAUGUGUCUGUAUGCCAGGUGCGCCCCUUUAUCUUGUGGGUUACAACCUUUUAUAUAUUCAGACAUGCACAUUGAGAAUUGCCAACAUUUUAAACAUUCAAUUUUGUUUCCUGUAUUUAUUAGUGCUGUGAGUUUUCAUGUUUUGUUUUAAUUUGUAUGUGAGUGCUGGUUGUGAAACUCUGUUAGACGUUUUUAUUUUAAGUUAAAAUUGACAUGUUUACAUAGACAAGCAACUGAAUUAAUUUAGAAUGCUUUUACACUGACAGUUCUGACUUUGCUUAUGGGUAUUAUUAUUAUUUUUAAUCAUAAAUAUGCCAAGAUUAGUGCAAAGAUAAGAAUUGCAUUGCAGUUGCAAAGAAUAGCAUUGAUAGAAAGGAUCACAUGGAUCAUGUAAUGGGACUUAUGAAAAUAUACUCUGCACAAUUUUAUUCUGUCAGCACUGACUGCUGGGACAUGACUUCAAGACACAAGUACUUACGGUGUUCUAUGUUUUAAUUAUGUGUUACAACAUUUGUCCCAGUGUUGUCUUUUUGUUAGUCCUUAAAUGUCAUCUACCGUAAUUCUCCUCUAACAACAACUGACUGAGGUUUUGCAUUUUUUGAUAAACAACAAAGCUGUGUAAUAUAGACACAUUGAACAGUUAAAGGGACAGUAGACAUUGGUUUAGUGUGAUUUUUUUUUUUUUUUAAUGUUAUUUUAAUUGAAUUUUCCUACCUUUUAAAGACGUGUUUUGACAAUCAGUUGUUUAGGCUAUAAAGGAGAUGUGAUAGGUCAUUCAGGACAUACAUUUUGUCUUCAGAAAGAGUUCCAAAAUUAAGGAGUAAACAUUUAAUUUUACCUGCUGAAUUAUUAUUUUGGCUUAAAAACUUUUAAAGUGUCUUGUCUUAUACAUAGUUGUGUUGGAGGACGAAUUGAUCUAGUAAUAGGACUUAAAGGACAUGUUUUUGUCAUUUAUUAAAAAUACAAGUUAAAAGAAUAGAUUUGUAGAAUUUCCCACAGAUAUCCUAUCACUUUGCUGCACAAUAAGUCAGGGAUCAAAUGUGGAGCUUUGUGAUCUUGUAAAGCUCUAAGUCUAAAGACUAAUGACUUGCAUACUGAACUGCAUAAUGUUCUUAUUAACACUUAAUCUGAAAACACUGAUGGCUCAUGAAACAAUGGCCUUAAUGGUAGUGAAGUCUGGGGGUUUUCUACAAAGUAAGGUUGUAAGUAUCUGGAUAGUUAAAUCAUGUCUGAAUGUUUU